AUGGGAUCUAUCAUGAACGACCGACCGAUCCCUGAGCUCACAGCUUUGGAGCGUAUCGGGCCAAAGGGCUAUCUUCGUUAUGUCUUCCCGUUUCAGCUCCAAGAGGGGUAUGACUUGAAUGAAGUUGUUCGUGUUCUUCAAGCCGGAUACCAAGCUCUCACACAAAGAAUCCCAGAGGUCGGAUGCGAGGCCGUUCCCGACGGCAAUUCAAAACAAAAGGGCGUUAUGAAACUCCAGGGACAGACGGAUGGCGACGCAGCGCGCAUCGUGGUCAAGGACCUACGUCAGUCCUUCGAAUCCGAUUAUGCGGAGUUGAAAGAUAAAUCCUUCCCCGUGGCCUCCUUUGACGCCGAUACGUUCUGUUCCCGUUCUGUUUGGCCUUCAGCUGGAGAACGACUGCCAAUUUCAGCUGUACAGGCCAAUUUCAUCCGCGGAGGGCUCAUCCUGACGUGGUGCAUUUUCCACAUGGUGGGGGAUGGUACAACAUUCUAUACUUGGACAAACAUCUGGGCGGAGGGGUGUCGUCGGGCACAGGGACUAGAGAUCCUAGAUCCCAUCGAGCUUACCGACGCCAUUUGGACAGACCGCGCGCAAGUAACAAAGCCCUCCGGCCGCAAUGCUGGAAAGAUAGAAGACCAUCCAGAGUAUACCCUUCUUCCUUUCACACCCCCGGGAGCCCCGCCAAAGAUGACUUCACUCAGCCAUCGAGGUCAGGUUUUCUAUUUUUCUCCGGAAUCCUUAGCAGCGCUGAAGGAGGAAGCGUCUCCAGCGAAUGCGACCGAGCCGUCUGAUCAAAAAUGGAUCUCGACCAAUGAUGCUCUUGCGGCGUUGCUCUGGCGUACAGUUAUGGCAGUACAAUCGCCCCUGGAGACUCUCGAGGGUGACCCUGUAUCUGUAUACAAUAUCGCUAUUGAUGGGCGGCAACGGACAGAUUUCAAGUUGCAUCCUGAGACUAUGGGGUGUUUCCUGGAGUAUGUUGCAGUCUCUGUACCCAUCCGGAAAAUGCUUAGCACGCUCAAUUUGGCCGAUCUGGCGACGGAGAUUCGGAAGGCGCUUCUGCGGGCCGAUGGGCAGUUCACGGAUGACGUGGUAUCUCUUGUAGAUCAGCUUGAGGACGUCGAUCGGCUGGUACCUACCGCUUUCCUGGAUGUUCCCGGCUUCAACUGCGUGUUAACCUCAUGGGUGAACUUCAAACUGUACGGGUUGGAGUGGGGACCACUGCUGGGCAACAAUAUCGAGUCUGUACGUGUGCCCCAUCUUGGUUGCAUCAACGGUUGUCAAGUUGUGCUCCCAGUGUUGCCGAAUGGUGGCAUGGAGAUUCUGGUCGGUGUUGAAGAGAGUUCCUUAAACCGACUACUGAAGGAUCCGUUGUUCGCGAAAUAUGCUGUCGCUCGCUAG
Messenger RNA from Penicillium griseofulvum, 1398 nucleotides. Its product is annotated as Transferase. The record is from RefSeq and is a predicted model, not a curated record. Bases 1 to 1398 code for a protein of 465 amino acids. NCBI's taxonomy places the organism in Eukaryota, Fungi, Ascomycota, Eurotiomycetes, Eurotiales, Aspergillaceae. Gene Ontology annotation, molecular function: acyltransferase activity, transferring groups other than amino-acyl groups. The transcript has a single exon.